GCCGCCACAGCCCGGGCCGGGCGGGCCGCGGGCAGGCGCGGAGGCCGUCGGGCGGGGCGAGCCUCCCGCGCUCCCGGGACGGAGGGCCCCCGCGCGCUUCGCCCUGAGGCCCGCGAGGCCCCAGCCGAGCUUCGCCCCAGGGCCGCGCGCGGAGGGCCCCGAGGAGCCCAGCCAGCUCCGGCUCCGCCGAGGUGACAGGAGGAACCGAGAACCUCAGACAAGGCGAAUACUGCAAGACAUGUGCACCCCAGGCCUCAGAAGGCCCGUGAAGGAGACCGUCAGCUCACUGGCUGCCUGAGGCCUUACUGCCAGCGUGAGCCUCCCUGGAAAGCAUCCGUGCAUAAGGCAGCGUGUCCUGGCCGGCCCUGGCAGAGUGUGACUUCUGUGAUCCACUGAGGACUGACGUGCUCUGCAUCACUCCGGGCAGUGAUAGCAUGAAACACAGCCACCCCCAAGGUUCCACCCAGGCCCUUGCAGGAAGAAUCACUGAAUGGCUGACCUUUGACAACAUGCACCACCAGUGGCUUCUGUUGGCCGCAUGCUUUUGGGUGAUUUUCAUGUUCAUGGUGGCUAGCAAAUUCAUCACGUUGACCUUUAAAGACCCCGAAGCAUACAGCGCCAGACAGGAGCUUCUGUUCCUGACAGCCGUGCCAGACGCGGGGAAGUUGCCAGGAGAGAAGCACUUUCCUGAGGAACUGAAGCCCACUGGGGCAAUGCUCCCAGACAGCCAGCUUGCUCAACCCCUGGUCUAUCUGGAGCGCCUGGAACUCAUCCGCAAUGUCUGCAGGGAUGAAGCCCUGAGGAAUCUCUCGCACACUGCCGUCUCUAAGUUUGUCCUGGACCGAAUAUUUGUCUGUGACAAGCACAAGAUUCUUUUCUGCCAGACUCCCAAAGUGGGCAACACGCAGUGGAAGAAAGUGCUGAUCGUGUUAAAUGGAGCCUUCCCUUCCAUCGAAGAGAUCCCCGAAAACGUGGUUCAUGACCACGAGAAGAACGGCCUGCCUCGACUCUCUUCCUUCAGCGAAGCAGAAAUUCAGAAGCGUUUGAAAACAUACUUCAAGUUUUUUAUUGUAAGAGACCCCUUCGAGAGACUGAUUUCUGCCUUUAAGGAUAAGUUUGUUCACAACCCCCGCUUCGAACCUUGGUACAGGCAUGAGAUCGCCCCCGGCAUCAUCAGGAAGUACAGGAGGAACCGGACAGAGACCAGGGGCAUCCAGUUUGAAGAUUUUGUGCGCUACCUGGGCGAUCCAAACCACAGGUGGCUGGACCUUCAGUUUGGGGACCACAUCAUUCACUGGGUGACGUACGUGGAACUGUGCGCACCCUGCGAGAUCAAGUACAGCGUGAUUGGUCACCACGAGACCCUGGAGGAUGACGCCCCGUACAUCUUAAAAGAAGCGGGCAUAGACCACCUGGUGUCGUACCCCACCAUCCCUCCAGGCAUUACCAUGUAUAAUAAAACCAAGGUGCAGCACUACUUCCUGGGCAUCAGCAAACGAGACAUCCGGCGCCUGUAUGCACGUUUCGAAGGGGACUUUAAGCUCUUUGGGUACCAGAAGCCAGAUUUUUUGCUGAACUAAUGCGUAGGAUUGUGAAUUCAAGUAUCUUUGUUAGACCAGAGGCUAACCAAGUGGAGAUCUGAGCACAGAAAUGACACUUCCAUCAUCGCGCUGCUCCUGAAGACUCCCGCAGUCUCCAUGGACCUGUGCGUGCCUCGGCUGAUAAAGCUGGACCCUGACCGUUACGACUCACUUUGGGCAUAAGGUGCGCUGAGGGCCCUUGGCCCCUCCCCACCCCUACCAGUGCCAUUGGGCCUUUGCUGUCCUCAGCAGGGGAAAAGGACUAAACAUCGCAGUUUUACAGACCGGGAGGGAACAUUACACGGCGUCAGGAGUCAUUUCCCUCAGUUGUCAAAGAGGCGGACACACUGCCGGCUCCUGUGGAUGGUGGGGCGGUGCUGCCUGCCGCCAGUGGGUUGCAGGAAUGGCACCCAGCACUUUCACAAGGGAUGGAGAAGCUUCUGGUCUGCAGAAGUCACAGGGGCUCACACGGUGAAAUCUGAGUAAUAACAUGGCAUCUCUGGCCCUCACCUUGGUGCUGCUGUCAUCGCAGAGGCAAACCAUUCUUUCUGUGACUGUUUUGUUCCUGUGAACUUCAGGAUGCCCGAGGGCCCUUUUCAAUAAUCCGUCUUUUCAGGGUACGUGUCUGCGUGCUGCUCGUCCCUGUGUCUGAACCUCCGCCUCCCAACUGACUAUCUCAUUUAGCCCAAGAGAUGUAUUUUGAAGUGAGGGGAAUGUAUGAUCUUUCUACCUGAGAAAGGGACCAUCUUUGGGCAACUUAGAAGGAACAGGAAGCGCUGGCUGGGUCCGGAGCUCAGGCUGCUGUGGAUUUGGUCACGUCCAUCCUGAUUAUUGCCUGCCUCUUGUCUUUGACUGUCCUGUCUGGAUGCGGGGUUCUCUCCCUGUCUUCUCCAGGGCCCACCCCUGGGGCCGAAGGCAAGCAGGGCAACAUGCCAGCAUCGCAGAAUCAGUGCAGUUUACACAUUUCAGUUUCCUUUCAUCUCAGCAAAAUGCUCACCACUGAACCCAUUUCUGAUAAUGCCAUCAUCCCGGACUAUAAGUUGGAUAAUCAAGUUCACCAGCAAUAAAAUCCUGGGCCCCGGCAGCCUCCAGGAACGCAUCUUCCAGGCCCUGAGAGCAUGCCAUGGCUCCCAUCUCAUGCUGUCUGACAGUGAGGGCCCUCGAGAUAUGGGACAGCUUCCCUGGUAACAGUCCCAAGUGCUUGACUCUGCACAGCGCCCCGAGCCCAGCCUUUCCUCCAGGCAGCCUCAGCCUUCCCUUCCUCAAAAUGCCUUCCUUAGUUUGUAAAUGUGAAAGUAAAAUAAAAUUAAAAAUAUGUGCCAAACCUGA
Messenger RNA from Equus caballus (horse), 2909 nucleotides. NCBI's taxonomy places the organism in Eukaryota, Metazoa, Chordata, Mammalia, Perissodactyla, Equidae. The record is from RefSeq and is a predicted model, not a curated record.